AUGGUAGUCCUGGUUAGUUUUCUUACAAAUCGAUCAGAAGGCAAAGCCGUGCUUCUCAAUGUUUGCACAAAACUGGCUGUAUCGGCAGCCUCUUUGGCUGCCAACUUGUCAUCCGAGUCUAAGUUGGCUGAGGAAUCGGGCCAGGCUGCCAGCCGACUCUUACCAAUUUCUGAAUUAACUCAAUUUCAUAUCUCGAACGAAGGCCAAUCUUCAGCUACAUUUCAAGCUCCAACUGAGCAAAUGCAGGCUACUAUACCUUUCGAGCCUACCCCUGUCUCCUUCAUGUCUGGUAAAGGAUUGGCCGAAUUUCUUCGUGAAUUUUCAAUGAUUUUUACCCAUUUGACCGGAGUGAUGUGCUUGGGCGGAUGUGCAGAGCAGGUCAGAGAUUCUUCGCCAUGUACUAAGCAACUCGGAGGCACAUGUGCUGUCAUUAUUGAUCGAUCUACUCAGGCGACUAAUCCAACCUUUACUCCAUCUUCUCUUCAGGUAGUCCAGUGGGAUUCUCAAAAAAAACUACAAGAAUUAUCAAGAAUGUUUUCCAAUUAG
This is a messenger RNA of Protopolystoma xenopodis, 546 nucleotides long. The record is from the annotation of a GenBank genome assembly. Lineage: Eukaryota; Metazoa; Platyhelminthes; Monogenea; Polystomatidea; Polystomatidae.